Messenger RNA from Lachnellula hyalina, 765 nucleotides. It is a transcript of the gene ski6, whose product is annotated as Exosome complex component. The transcript is spliced from 2 exons. Gene Ontology annotation, biological process: rRNA catabolic process; nuclear mRNA surveillance; U4 snRNA 3'-end processing. The record is from RefSeq and is a predicted model, not a curated record. The coding region runs from base 1 to 765 and encodes 254 amino acids. Gene Ontology annotation, cellular component: cytoplasmic exosome (RNase complex); nucleolus; nuclear exosome (RNase complex). Lineage: Eukaryota; Fungi; Ascomycota; Leotiomycetes; Helotiales; Lachnaceae.
AUGCCUCUCGAUACAUCAACAUACUCACUCGCGCUCCUUCGACUCGAUGGACGGCGUUGGAAUGAAUUGCGCCGUCUCAAUGCGCAAAUCAGCACGCAAGCCGCGGCCGACGGCUCCUCGUACCUCGAGAUGGGCAACACAAAGGUCAUCUGCACCGUGACGGGACCCGCGGAGCUAAAGAGUACGGGAGGAGCACGAGCUGGGGGUGAUAAGGCGGAUGUCAGGGUCGAGAUCAGUAUUGCGGGAUUCAGUGGUGUGGAUAGAAAGAAGAGGGGGAGGAAUGAUAAACGUGUAUCAGAAAUGCAAACGACCAUCUCCAACGCCUUUGCCCAAUCCCUCUUCACCAACCUCUACCCGCACUCCUCCAUCUCCCUCUCCCUGCAUAUCCUGUCCCAAGACGGUUCUCUCCUCGCCGCAUGCCUCAAUGCCUGCACCCUUGCCCUUAUUGAUGCCGGUGUGCCGAUGCGCGAUUAUAUCUGUGCCUGCACCGCGGGUAGCACGUCGAGUUAUAGCAGUAAUGAUGAACAAGCGGAUCCAUUGCUAGAUUUGAAUGGUAUAGAGGAGCAAGAGUUGCCGUUUCUGACAGUUGGAACCCUGGGGAAUAGUGAUAAGGUCAGUGUGUUGGUUAUGGAGACAAGGGUGCAGGUUGGCAGGUUGGAGGGUAUGUUGGCGGUGGGCGUGGAUGGGUGCAAGCAAGUCAGGGAGAUUCUGGAUCAGGUUGUAAGGAAAAGGGGUGUGAAGAUAUUAGAGGGAAGUCAAUUAUGA